AUGGCUCGCAGCGCGCCUCGAGUGGGCAGCCGAGCCGUCCUAUCUUCUCUAUUAACCCUCCUACUCCUCGCACCCGUGUCUCUCGCGAUCCAAUACUACGCGAACUUGACAGAGUUCAAUAUCAACACUGCACAGGGGGCCACACAGGUCACCGAUUACGAUACGAAUGUGCGGAGUAAUACCACCUACACGCCAUCCCCUCCCAACUGGCGUCAGCUACCUGUCUAUACGAUUCUCCUGGAUAAGUUCGCGGACGGGACCCCCGACAACAAUGACUACUUCAAGACAAUGUACGAAAACGACUGGAGGGAAACGCAACUCCGCUACGGGGGCGAUCUUCGUGGUCUCCGCAACAGGCUAGACUAUCUACAAGGCAUGGGUGUCAGAGUAAUCUACAUUGCUGGUACAAUCUUCUUGAACAUGCCUUGGCAGGCAGACAGCUACUCUCCUGUCGACUUUACCCUCGUUGAUCCCCAUUGGGGAAACAUUACUGAUUGGCAAGAAACAAUCGAUGAGAUACAUGCCCGUGGCAUGUACAUCAUGAGUGACUUCACAAUCGGAACUUUGGGUGACAUGAUUGGGUUCGUUGGUUUUGAGAACCAAUCUGCGCCCUUCAACAUGGACGAGUAUCAGUGCGAGUGGAAAAAUCCUGAGUACGUGCCUUGGGGUCUCGAGAAGUAUCCAGACUUCGACAUCGUCAACACGUACAAUGACUCUUGCCAAUUGCCCGUCCUCUGGCAGGAUGAUGGAACUAUCGUCAAUGUUGCCCACAAUGGUUGUUACGAAUCCGACUUCGAUCAGUACGGUGACAUGGAGGCUUUCGGUGUCCAUCCUGAUUGGCAACGUCAGCUGUCCAAGUUCGCUUCCGUGCAGGAUCGUCUUCGAGAGUGGAAACCGAGUGUCAUGGACAAGCUCCAGGUUUUCCCCUGCAUGGUCAUCAAGGCACUCGACAUAGACGCCAUUCGUAUCGACAAGUCGACGCAGGUAACUCUGGAUGCUUUGACCAAGUGGACGAGCAAUGUGCGCCACUGUGCCGCAGCUCUGGGCAAGAAUAACUUUUACAUCGGCGGCGAAGUCACAGGUGGUGAUUACUUCGGUUCUCUCUACAUCGGGCGUGGCCGGACUCCCUCCCAGAGGGACAUUGGUUUCUUCCAAGCUGGUAACAUUACCUCCAACAUGUCCGAAUACUUCCUGCGCGACAUCCCAUACAACGGCCUGGACGGCAACGUCUUCCAUUAUUCCGUGUACCGUGCCCUCACGCGUCUUCUGGGAAUGGAUGGUAACCUUGAGGUCGCCUACGAUGUCUCUACCAAUUUCGUAACGAUGUGGAAUGAGUUCUUCGUCAAUAACGACUUCAUCAACCCGGGAACUGGCUUGGUUGAUCCCAGGCACAUGUUCGGCGUGUCCAACUUCGACGUAUUCCGAUGGCCCGGACUUGUGAACGGCACGGCUACGCAAAUGCUAGGUACCUUCAUCACGACGAUGGUCAUGCCCGGUAUACCACUCAUAUACUACGGAGAAGAGCAGGGAUUCUAUGUCUUCGACAACGGAGCGGCAAACUACCUCUACGGGCGUCAACCCAUGUCUGCAUCCGUCGCGUGGCAGAGGCACGGUUGUUACAAGCUUGGCUCCACGCAAUACUAUUACUGGCCGAUGGAGAAGGCCAUGCUUGCCUGCCAGGACGACUGGAUAUCUCGAGACCAUUUUGAUCCUACAUCACCCGGCCGUCGUAUGAUGUCACGCAUGUAUCAGCUCCGUCAGAAUUACCCUCUUCUCACGGACGGCUACAACCUCGUCCAGCUCGGAAAUUGGACGUACUUCAUCCAACGACCAGGUUCUAACGAGACCGAGACGGAGAUGGGUCUUUGGUCCACUUCUCGCGAUUUCAUCCCUGGCAUGCCUAACCAGCAAUUCACGGGUAACGAUGCUAUUCCUAUCUGGAAUUUUUACAGUAACAACAACGUCACGACUGACUAUGCGUACGACUGCGCUGACAAACUCUGGAUUUCUUCCCCCUACCAGGGCAACACCACCGUCCGCAACCUGUUUGCACCGUAUGAGGAGUAUGAACUGGAGAACUCGAACUCGCCUUAUUAUCUCAAUGGGCUGCCCCCUUACCGUGGUUGUUUGCCCAAGAUCACCCUGGAGCCAUUCGGAUUCAAAUCCCUUGUCCCAAGUGAGAUAUGGGUUGCGCCUAAGCCGAUGCUCACCAAGUUCGUUCCUGGGCAUGACACGAACGUGAUUGUGUGGGAUCCCACCGCAAGCAACGCGACGACCGUAUCCAUCCGCUUUGAGUUUAACGUGGCGAUGAAUUGCGCUGAUAUCACCCAGUAUCUUGGCUUCGAUGUCUCUGGCAUCAACCAGGGAACUCUACCGACGGUUGAUGUGAACUCGGUCAACUGUGGCACUGUGACAAAUGCAGAUCCGGCUCCUAUCCAGGGCUUGGACACUUCUCAAUUCUACUGGUCCGGCAACCUCGUCAACGUACCUGAUGGUGUCAUCACUCUCACGCUGAACAACAUACCUUCCCAAGACGGCACCCAAUCAACUGGUGCGGUCGACCAUCUUAUCUUCCGCAAGGGUCUACCGAACAAUCCUCUCAUCGACUACACGCAGGACUACGACAACGAUGCUUUUGGCUGGGACGGCACUCAAUAUACUUUCGCGCACAAGGCGAUCGGUGCUGACAGUGUUCGGUACAGCUGGAACUAUGGCCAGAAUUGGACCGAUUGGCAACCGUACGAGAAUGUUACCAAUAUGCCCGCUGACCAAUUUGAUGGUCAAUGGUGGUCUGGCAAACACGUGAUCAUGCAAUACUUCGUUUCGGCACUCGGCUCUUCAACAUACGUAGUCCACGCUGAUCGUGACUAUACGGGCGGGACUCGCCGUGUACCUCAGUUCCUUGCUCGUGGGCCGUACAACAACUGGGGUUAUGAUCAAGGUUUGAACGCCGAGAUGACGCAUAAUGCCGACGGCACCUGGGAACUCGAAAUCAUGGCCCAAUGGCCUACCUAUGUCCAACUGAAUGUCUUCGGUUACGACAACUAUUUCUACGGUGACGUGGAUGGUGAUGGAGUCAUGGACCGUGGGCCCCCUAACUCUGCUGCACCGACCUACCUCAACUUCUCGGCGCCGCCAAAGCCCCAUCUGGCUUGGGCCCUCAUAGUGAACGACCAGGACAUGAGUUACCGGCUAGAGCCUCGUGGUUACUCCGUUAUCGGCGCCAUCAUGUUCGCCCUUCUACUCACUAUUCCUCUAGUCACCGCAAUUCUUGCCGUCCUGAUCUUCAGAUGGUCAUUCUACGGUAUCAGGCAUAACAGGUGGGGUGUUAAACCGACUAAAGAAGGGCACAGCAACUACUUCCCCAUCAUUGGUGGCGGCGGGGGCAAGAAGGAAAACGAGCCGGCCACCCCUAUGGGCGAGAAGACCUUUGGUAAGCCUGGCCACUCUUCCAUGACCCCCGCCAAGAUAAUCGGCUGGCCGGAGGAUCCUGCUAAGCGCCGCAAAGUCCUGAUUGCCACCCUCGAAUAUGAGAUUUUCGAUUGGAAGCUCAAGGUUAAGAUUGGUGGUCUCGGUGUCAUGUCUGGUCUCAUGGGUAAAGCGAUGAGCGAUGUCGACCUGAUUUGGGUAAUCCCGAAGGUUAAGGACCUGGAAUAUCCUACUGGCGAAUUCAUGGAGCCAAUUGAGGUCAUUAUUUUUGGCCAACCAUACCUCAUCGAGGUCGAGACCCAUCAAGUUGAUAACAUCACCUAUGUCAUCCUCGACAGCCCCGUCUUCCGCGCUCAAACCAGGGCUGAUCCCUACCCCGCUCGCAUGGACGAUCUUGGGUCCGCCAUUUUCUACUCGACCUGGAACCAGGCCAUCGCCGAGACAAUCCGUCGUUUCCCUGUCAUUGAUAUCUACCACGUCAACGAUUAUCACGGAGCAUUGGCGCCCUUGUACUUGCUGCCCAAAGUACUUCCGGUCUGUUUGUCCCUCCACAACGCUGAAUUCCAGGGUCUCUGGCCUUUGAGGACCAAGGAAGAGAUGAAAGAAGUUUGCUCCGCCUUCAACCUUAGCAAAGAAGUCUGCACAAAGUAUGUCCAGUUCGGCAAUACUUUCAACCUGCUCCAUGCGGCUGCCUCGUAUAUCAGCACUCACCAAAAGAGUACGGGUGUGGCUGGUGUGUCUGACUCGUACGGUAAACGUUCUUGGGCUCGUUAUCCUGCUCUGUGGACACUGAAGCAUGUUGAUUCGCUGCCUAACCCGGAUCCCACGGAUAUUGAAGCACUGGAUACGAACCCGGUCGACAUGCACACGGUCCAGGUCGAUUACGAUGCCGAGAAGAAACGUCCGGAGGACAAGCGGCAAGCGCAAGAGUGGGCUGGCAUCAAACAGGACCCUAAUGCGGAUUUGUUCGUAUUCGUCGGUCGUUGGUCCAAGCAGAAGGGUGUUGAUCUGAUCGCCGAUGUUAUGCCGUCUAUCCUGUCGAAGCGCAAAUCUGUCCAAGUCAUUUGCGUUGGUCCAGUCAUUGAUCUUUAUGGACGUUUCGCUGCUGAGAAGCUGGCCCGCCUCAUGGAGAUGUACCCCGAUCGUGUUUAUUCAAAGCCGGAGUUCACAGCGCUGCCGCCGUUCAUCUUCAGCGGUGCCGAUUUCGCCCUUAUUCCGUCCCGUGAUGAGCCUUUCGGUCUUGUAGCCGUUGAAUUCGGUCGUAAGGGUGCUCUUGGUGUUGGUUCCCGCCUUGGUGGUCUCGGUCUCAUGCCCGGUUGGUGGUUCCCGGUGGAGUCAAACUCGACCGGCCACAUGUUGUCUCAGCUGUCCAAGACCAUCAAGCUGGCCUUGAAAUCGACUGAAGAAGAGCGUGCGAUCCUUCGUGCUCGUUCUGCCGUUCAGCGUUUCCCUGUCGUAGAGUGGCGUCAACGGAUGGAAGAUUUCCAUAGGCGUAGUAUCACGAUCAGUCGGCAUGUCGCCGGCAAUGACGCCUGGUGUGCUACGGACUGCGUAGGCGGUGAGCUCAACUUACCUCAGUUGAAUCUGGAAGACAAUCGCCGUGAUUCGCUGGCCAGCGACUAUGGCUGGGAACCUAACAGCCCUGUGCCCCCAUCGCCUGGUGUCCCCCCAUCGCCUGGUGCCUUGACUCCAGGGGUAUACUUGUCCACCCCAUUCACUCGCCCUCAAUCUCUACAAUCUCUACACCGCCAAUCUUCCUUCAACACCGACGCCUCCGCAGAGGAACAACAGUCGUUCCAGCCUGAUGUGCCGCACUCACCUGGUGUCGAUAGUCAGGACGGUGCCCAAAGCGACGCACAAUCAUACCAGGACUUCUUGUCACGUGCCAACAAGCAGAUUGCGAAGCAGCAGGGACAUGUCCCUGACCCCUUCCUGCAACCAGAUGGCAUACAACCCAAUCGACCUUUUGGAUCGCACUCCCGUGUUUCUUCGGUGGAGUCGAUUGCGUCCAUCAUCGAUGAGAAAGCAAACUCCCCUCUGAACAAGGCCAUCGACAGCUUCACGGAUGCAGAUGGGGAGGUCGCGACGGCAUUCGUCCAGAAACUGCAGCUUCUCACGCCAGAAAAUUCGAAGCAUGAACUCUCCAUCGAGCGGUACCUACAAAAGAGCGAGGAAGCCUUCUUUGACAAGGUUCGGAAGGACAAGAUUUCGUACGCGUCCAGCAUUCGGUCUGGUCGUGAGUCAACGUUCGGAGCGCCCACACUGGGAUAUGAAUCACGUUACUCUUCUCACUACGACUCUCGUCCUAAUUCUCCCAACCCGUACGGCUCAACAGCCUCAUUCCAACAGCACGAUUAUGAAGCGCCUCCCGCUCCCGAUCCGGACGCGGUUCCCAUGACUCGUCUGCAAAUCGCACUGCAAAGAGAGAUCGGCGGGUGGCCACUGUACACGAUCAUCAUCGCUGCUGGACAAAUGCUUGGAGCAACUAGUUUCCAGAUCACCCUCUUGUCUGGGCAGAACUGGCAAACCAACGUUCAGCUCUACGUCCUUGGCGCAGUCUUCCUUGCCGCGUCUUUUGUCUGGUAUACGCUGUUCCGUCUCAAGCCAUCAGUAUAUGUCCUUGCUGCACCCUGGAUAUUCUACGGGCUCGCCUUUUUCAUCAUCGGUUUGCCGUCGGUUUCGGACAUCUUCACACCAUCUCGCGCCAUCCUCAGCAGCGUUGCGACUUGGUGCUACGCUGUUUCAUCUGCCGCUGCCUUCCUAUUCUUCGGUCUCAAUUUCGGUGAAGAAGCUGGUGCUGCCACAGAGGUCUGGACGUGGCGUGCUUGUGUGGUGCAAGGUUCCCAGCAGAUCUGGGUUGCGGCGUUGUGGUACUGGGGCAAUUCCCUUAGUGGCGUCCUGCCUACUUCGCGCCCUGCCUGGUGGAUCGUUCUGAUCCUGUGGCCACUUGCCCUCAUGAGUUGGUUCUUCUGCUAUUGCAUGCUCUUCGGUUUACCAGAGUAUUACCGCCAAGUUCCCCCGAAAGUGCCCAACUUCAUGAAGACGCUCUUCCGGCGGAAGAUUGUUCUGUGGUUCCUUGCUUCUGAGAUCCUCCGGGACUACUGGUUGAGUGGACCUUACGGUCGCAACUGGUCUUUCUUGUGGAGCGCCACUAUCCCGAAGUGGACGAUUCUCGUUCUCGUCAUUGUCUUCUUCAUCGGCGUCUGGGCUCUCAUGCUUUGGAUUCUCACAUACUUCAGCAAGACGCACACUUGGCUACUUCCCGUGUUCGCAGUUGGUCUCGGUGCGCCAAGAUGGUGCCAGAUGAUGUGGGGCACGUCCUCCCUCGCUCUCUACAUUCCUUGGGCCGGUUCGGCUGGACCAUACCUGGGUACUUCGCUGUGGUUGUGGCUCGGAGUGCUCGAUGCAAUUCAGGGUGUUGGCCUUGGUAUGAUCCUUCUCCAGACCCUAUCCCGUCUACAUGUGUGCGCAACGCUGGCGUUCGCACAAGUAAUCGGAUGUAUCUGUGUGAUGGUCGCCCGUGCUACAGCACCAGAUCAGAUCGGUCCUGGCAGCGUCUUCCCAGAUGCUUCCACAUGGGACUUCUCCGAGGGUAUUCAAGGGUCACCCAUGGCCUCUGCGCCAUUCUGGGUAGCAUUGAUUUGCCAGUUGGUGAUCGUAGCAGGAUAUUUCAUGUUCUACCGGAAGGAACAACUAUCGCGGCCAUGAAUUUUUGGGACCCUGCUUCUUUUCCUUUUUCGUAUUCAUCACUCGAGCAUCUAUUGCCACGGACUCAUUCCACAUCAUCUGUCAUGUUCAUUACGCUUCUGUAAUUGCCAACGAACUCUCGCCCUCACGGCUUUCCUUCCUUAGAGUCUCCCGCAAUUGAAAUAAUUCCAUAGUGGAUGGACACAGUGCCG
Dacryopinax primogenitus is the source of this 7328-nucleotide messenger RNA. Its product is annotated as modular protein with glycoside hydrolase family 13 and glycosyltransferase family 5 domains. The transcript has 4 exons. Gene Ontology annotation, cellular component: fungal-type cell wall. Gene Ontology annotation, molecular function: alpha-1,3-glucan synthase activity. Bases 1 to 7137 code for a protein of 2378 amino acids. Gene Ontology annotation, biological process: fungal-type cell wall (1->3)-alpha-glucan biosynthetic process. Lineage: Eukaryota; Fungi; Basidiomycota; Dacrymycetes; Dacrymycetales; Dacrymycetaceae. The record is from RefSeq and is a predicted model, not a curated record.